Molecule: messenger RNA, 1719 nt
Organism: Penicillium crustosum
Lineage: Eukaryota; Fungi; Ascomycota; Eurotiomycetes; Eurotiales; Aspergillaceae
Exons: 3
Coding region: 1-1719 (572 amino acids)
Source: RefSeq, a predicted model, not a curated record
AUGGCAUCAAGAAAGAGACAGUCUGCCUCCAAGAAGGACAGUAUCCAUUUCGUCAAUGCCAGACCUGCCUCCGAGACCGAACGAUUGAAAGCCCAGCGUCAGCGCUGUUCCCCCUUACCCACCAUUGACCGCACCCGUGCCAGUCUCUCCUCAUUCAGCAUCGUCUCGUGUCCCUCAGGCGCUCAUCGUGGGAACAAUCCCGGUCAAAGCUUCGUCUUUGCGACCGACUCCCGCUCCAGCCAGGCUGCAUACCGAGACUCGCCGUUCCCGCCGUCGCAGGCCAGUGAUAGCAGUGAUAGCAGUAGCAGCGACGAUGCGAGUACCAUGUCCGAGUUCUCCCAGGCCCUCGCGGUCAUCCGGUUCAAUGAUCGCUCUUCUCCUGAGCGGCUUGAACGCAAUGUCUCUGGAGUCCUUGACCCGUUCGCCACAUACCCCGCUCCGGCGAGCUUCGAGCCAGAGAUAAUUAAUUUAUCGGAGCGCUAUCUCACAGGUGUGGUGUGGCCGGGACUUGCUCCGCGUCCACGGAACGUCAGAGCUACGGCGAAUAAGUGGUUCGAUCUGUCCAUGGCGGACCCGGCUUUGUUUACGGCAUUCAUGUUUGGUUCGCUGUGUCACCUCCGUGUACAAUGGCAGAAUAACUGGGUACCCGGCACGGUAUUUGGGCCGAAGGAACGUCGUGCGCUGGUGCUAUGUGAAAUAGAAUCCAUCAAGCUGAUCAACGAGGCUGUUCACGAUCCCGACCGCGCGGCCAGUGAUGCUGUUCUCCUCAGUGUCAUUUGCAUGGCUCAUCAUCAGGCCGAUGAGGAAUCGGUGCACCAGCAUCGCAGAACACCAUUUAAUCCGCCUUUCCCACGACUACAAUGGAUCGAUGUCUAUGGAUGUCUGCCGCCCAAUAUGAUUCACAUCAAAGGAUUAUUGCAGAUGGUCAAACUGCGCGGGGGUUUGGCAAACAUUCACACAGAUGGUCUGGCCGCGACAAUUUCCUUCUCGGAUAUCAUGAGUUGCAGCGUCCUCUGUGUCCACCCGUGCUUUGAUUUCUGGCCCCUUGCCGAUUACCGAUUAGGCUUAUCCAUCCAAGAACUGCUCGGCUUCGGCCCAUCAGACGUUGACCAGGGAUUCGCCCGUUUGCAGGCAAUCGGUGCUACCCGCCAAAUGGCAGAAGCUUUCCAGGCGGUGCACACUUAUAUUGGCAUCAUCAAAGCGAGCCCGAAUGUCACGCAUGAUGUCUCCUUGCUCGUCGACCAGCGCAAUCUGACCCAACAUACUCUCCUCUGUCUCGCUCCAGCCUCAGAGCUCCACACCUUCUUCUCCCAUCCAACACACGCCGCCACCUAUGAAGCCUGUCGUCUAGCGGCGCUAAUCUUCGGGGUUGGCGUCCUCUUCCCAAUCCCCGCACAGAACACACCCCUGAAUACGCUAGCCCGCCGUAUCCAAUCCGUUCUCCUCCAACCCUCCUCCACAGGCUUGUGGACUUCAUCAUCCACGCGUUGCCCUCUAAUUUGGAUCUUGACCCUUGGCGGUAUCGCAGCGAACGAUACCCCUGAACGCGCCUGGUUCGCAUCUGCUCUAGGAGAUACUGCCCGCAAGACUGGUCUGAAUUCAUGGGCCAAUGUCAAAUCAGUCCUUGGUUCUAUGUUAUGGUACGAUGCUGCCUGCGAUGCUGCUGGGGAGGCUCUCUGGCAAGAGAACGCAGGCAGGUAUAGCUACGCCAUCCAAUGA